AUGCUUCGCGGCAGAGGCUCGUGGGUCGGAUUGUUGACCCGGUUGAAACACUAUAGGAUCCGACGUCUCUGCACUAAAGGAGAGAACGGUGGGAAAAAACCGGAGAAAACGGAAUCGAGUGUUGUUGUUGUUUCUCGAUACGAUGAGACGUACAAGAAACUGGAUAAGCUCGAUUUCUUGACGGCUGCGAAGAUCUUGUUCACUGAACCACCCAAGAAGAAUAAGUUUGGGCUUGAUUGGCACGUGGUGCAGUUCAUUAUCGUCUCCUUGCCGUCUCUAGCUGUGUAUCUAGUUGCUCAAUAUGCUCGCCGUAAAAUGAAGAUUAUGGAUGCUGAACUUGGAGAGAAGAACAGAAAAGAAGAAGAAAAGAAAGAGAAAGAAGAAGCUGAUAAGAAGGCGUUAGAAGAAGCAGAAGUGACCAAGUCUCAGGAAGAGCUAAUGGAGAUGAAAAUGAGACUGGGAAAGAUGGAAGAGACGAUAAAAGAGAUUGUUCUGGAAGCAAAGAAGCCUUCAGGGAAUGAUCCAACCAAAACACAAGGCGAUCAAUCUACUAAACUCCCACCAAAAGAAGAAUCUAAAGCGAGCAACGAACAGAAGGACAGUGUACAGAAACCCGGUGAGAAUCGAGCAAAUGUGGAUUCACCCUAGACCUCAGUGAGAUGAUUAGAAAAGAAAGUUAGGUGAUAGGUGAAGAGGAUUGUGCUCCUGUUUGGAACUAAUGUUGUAGUUGCUUUCAUUUUGUUGACUCACUUCAAAGGUUAAACACAAAU
This is a messenger RNA of Eruca vesicaria subsp. sativa (arugula), 770 nucleotides long. NCBI's taxonomy places the organism in Eukaryota, Viridiplantae, Streptophyta, Magnoliopsida, Brassicales, Brassicaceae. The record is from the annotation of a GenBank genome assembly.